Molecule: messenger RNA, 1904 nt
Organism: Pangasianodon hypophthalmus (striped catfish)
Lineage: Eukaryota; Metazoa; Chordata; Actinopteri; Siluriformes; Pangasiidae
Gene: tmem26b
Product: transmembrane protein 26b
Exons: 6
Coding region: 55-978 (307 amino acids)
Source: RefSeq, a predicted model, not a curated record
UGUAGUAUCCAUUAUCAGGAUAAGCUCCUGUCUGUGUUUGCUUAUUGUACAGCCAUGCUUCUGAGGUUCAUUUGCUCGGUUGUCACUAGAUCACUAUUUAUUUUAAUUUCACUCAUAGGUGUGUGGAGAGUCGUAUGGGUGAAAAACGACAAGUUAUUCUGGCUGCUAACUAUCCUGUUUCUACCCCUUGUAGUGGAAAUGAUUUUAACACUGAGGAGAAGAAAAAGCAAAGACUGUAAGUGGUUCUCUCCACCAAUUUUGCUGUUCCUUCUCAGCAUUAUACCGAGCAUUUGGAUCCUUGAGCUUCAUCAUCAUCAGAAUAAACACAGUUAUGCCAAGUGUAAUCGACUCGAUUCAUCAGAGAACGUUAAAGAUUUCGUUCAACACUGGAGGAGCUCUAAUGCUACUAAUGAGACCGAUAUUUAUAAGUUUUUAAAGGACUCUGAGAAGCUCUUGUCAUCAGUGUGCCCCAACGACUGGAUUUUGGCACUACACCAGGCCUUGCUGUUGCUGCUGAUUGUGGGAAAGUGGCUGAUGCCCAACGAAGGAGGCCUCACCCGAGACGAGCUCUCGCAACUGCUCCUCAUCUUUGUAGGGACGGCCGCAGACAUCCUUGAGUUCACUAGCGAGACUCUGUCCGAUGUCAAGGAUAAGAGCCCAGUGUUGGUGUACAUUAUUCUAGCCAUUUGGACAUGGAGUAUGCUACAGUUCCCUCACAAUCUCACAGUGUUAAGCUCUAGAACAGAGGAGUGUGAGACGCAGACUGACUCUCUCCUCUCUCGACACCGAACAGACUUCUGGGCUGUGAUUGAAGCCCUCUUGAUUCAGGACGGCCCGUUUUUGUUGGUCCGCCUGACCGUCAUGAUACACUUUGAAAUUGUUCACCAAAUGCUGGUCUUCUUUGCCAUCAAGAACUUUCUGGUGGUGGCACUGAAUGUGUAUCGCCUCUGGGUCAUUUGUUGGGACUCCAGAUCCUGAGAAAGUCUUUCUUUCCUGAGAAAGAUAUUCUUAUUAGAAUAUCAUCUAGCCGAGACUUGUUUAGGAGAGUUUGAAAAGUACAGCUUACAUUUUAUAUAUGAGAUUCAUUAAAAAGUGUAAUCUGAUUACUUAGUUGAUUAAUUAUUGUUAUAUGUCUGUGUACAAUAAUUUUUUUAUUUAAAAAAUAACUGAAGUUGCAGGUAGUAGAUUAGUAUAAAUAAUAAACCAGCAAUAUCAAUGUAUACAUAUAACAGGGAUGGACAGUAUUUCUGUAUACAUGUACAAAUAAAUGUUUGAAAUAGCAAAAGAAAGUAUUUUGCAAUUUGUGUUUGAUGCUUCCAGGAGAAGAAGAAGAAAAAUGAUUUCAUCAAACUUCAUGUGUGCUGUAUUUUUGCAUUUUCAUUUGCAUGGUGACAUCAUGUAAACUUGUGCUCAUGUGAUUGUGGUGGAUUUCAGAGCCGGCGCAUACAUGAGAGCUGCUAUACAGCUUGAACAUCUCAGCAACACCAAACACUUAUCAAAGACACCUUGUGUAGUAAACUGUUUAAGAAGAGCUCAUGCAAUGUCUACACCCAUUAGCGAGAAAAUAGCUGACAAUGUGUUGACUGAAAUGUUUCUAUCCUUCAAGAUAAAAAAAAACAUUAUUGUGCCUGAGUGUUUAAAAGAUUUCACAUAAUGAGAGAUGUCCUGAGAUUCUGAGCCAAAUCUGCUUGUAUUGUGUAAGUAAAUCUAACAGCAGAUCAACACUACAGUACAGGAAUACACUACAGAACACCAAUACCAGAAACCAAAGAAACAAUAUAACUGAUUGACACUUCAUAAUUUAGUACAUGAAAGAUUACUGUUAUCAGUUAAAGUGGUAUUAUUAGUCUUACAGAGCAUUUGGGGCAUUUUGUACUAUCUAUUAAAAUACAUUUUGAACUGUU